AUGGGAUCAGAGAAGGCGGGACCAUGGCUCAAAGCUGUGUGUUUUGCCUUGUGUUCUCUUCUUCCCCCGAGCAGCAACACCGCGACCUUCACAUCAUCCCAAGCACUCGCGUCAGUUGUCUGCGGAAUCCCGUCCUCCACGGUGUGCAAGUACACCACAUGCUCUGCCAACUCCGUCAUGGUCCCGGAUUGUGUGUGCAACAAGGGCUUUCAGUAUGCUCCUAACAGCAACACCUGCGUUGAUAAAUGUACUUUGGUGAACUGUGGCCCCAACGGCAAGUGCAUCAAGGAUGCGAAUGGAACUCCCACCUGUGCUUGCAACGCUGGCUUCCAGAUGCCUCCCGACAGGAUCACUUGCGUUGACAAGUGCGAGUUUGUGACGUGCAAGGCCAACUCAACGUGCGUCAAGGAUGCCAACGGGAAUACAACUUGCGAGUGCAUCAAGGGCUUCGAGAGGCUUUCGGGCAACGACACUUGCGUUGACAAGUGUGAAUCAGUGGAUUGUGGGACCGGCGGCAAGUGCAGGACGGAUGCAGAUGGAAAUCCGGAAUGUACUUGCUUCACCGGCUUCACGCAGCAGUAUGAUGGCACUUGCAUCGACAACUGUGAUUUGGCUGGUUUCUACUGUGAGCCCGGCUCAUGCAAGAAGGAUACGAAGGGAAAUCCGUAUUGUGAAUGCGGCCCAGGCUACAGACUGUCUGCUGAGGGGCGCUUUUGCAUUGACAUUUGUGACGCAGUGGAUUGUGGCGAAGGCACGUGCGUGAAGAGAUUUGAUGAGGAGGGCAACGGACAUGCAGAAUGCGAUUGCCCCGUGGGCUACCAAGUGGAUGGGAGUGGGCGCUGCACUG
Closterium sp. Yama58-4 is the source of this 847-nucleotide messenger RNA. Lineage: Eukaryota; Viridiplantae; Streptophyta; Zygnematophyceae; Desmidiales; Closteriaceae. The record is from the annotation of a GenBank genome assembly.